Molecule: messenger RNA, 1653 nt
Organism: Phaethon lepturus (White-tailed tropicbird)
Lineage: Eukaryota; Metazoa; Chordata; Aves; Phaethontiformes; Phaethontidae
Product: acyl-CoA dehydrogenase family member 11-like
Exons: 14
Coding region: 1-1653 (550 amino acids)
Cellular component (GO): mitochondrion
Molecular function (GO): flavin adenine dinucleotide binding; oxidoreductase activity, acting on the CH-CH group of donors
Source: RefSeq, a predicted model, not a curated record
AUGGUGGACAGCAGCCAUCGAAGCAGCGGCCCGUCCCUUGAACAGCUGGAGAAGUCAAAGUUUGUGGUGGCAGCGAAGGUGACCUUUGGUACAGGUGGACCCGGUGGCCUCCCACGGGCAGGCGGUGUCUCAGGCCAGUCAAAUCCAACCUUUUACCUCCAGAAGGGUGGACGGGCUUAUGUGCUCAGGAAGAAGCCCCAUGGCCCCCUUUUACCAAGAGCUCACAAAGUUGAUAGAGAGUAUCAUGUGCAGAAAGCCUUAUUUUCAGCUGGAUUUCCAGUGCCUGAGCCCCUGUUGUAUUGCAGUGACAUUUCUAUCAUUGGAACAGAAUUUUAUGUAAUGCAGCAUGUGCAGGGUCGCAUCUUCCGAGACCUCUCACUGCCUGAAGUGGGCCCAGCUGAGCGUUCUGCUUUGUAUAUUGCAAUGAUAGAAACUUUGGCCCUGUUGCACUCCUUUGAUUUACAGUCAUUAGGUCUCCAAGGAUAUGGCAGAGGACCAGGAUACUGCAGAAGACAGGUAUCAACUUGGAAAAGACAGUAUGAUGCAGCUGCUCAUACAGAUAUUCCUGCCAUGAACAAGCUGGCUGAGUGGUUAGCAAACAACUUGCCACCUGAUGAUAAUGAAGAAAGCCUGAUUCAUGGAGACUUUAGAAUAGAUAACAUCAUCUUCCACCCAACAGAGGCUCGUGUUUUGGCAGUGCUGGACUGGGAACUUUCAACUGCUGGUCAUCCUUUAGCAGAUUUAGCAUAUGCCACUCUAUUCUACUUUCGGCCUACAUCUAUUAAGGACAUAGGUCAAGGAACUCCCUUGGGUUUCAAAGGCACUGUAGAAACUCCUUCAUUUGAAGAACUGGUUUCCAUUUACUGCCGCUGUCGGGGUAUUAGCACUACUUCAUCCAACUUUAAUUUUUUUCUUUCUUUGUCAUGUUUUAAAAUGGCAGCAAUAUCCCAGGGUAUAUAUGCUAGAUAUCUCAUUGGAAAUGCUGCUGCGGAGAAUAGUCAUGAAUUUGCUAAGAUUGUGAAGCCUCUGGCAGAGAGAGGGUUAGAGCUCUCAAAAAGGUCAUCUUUCAGCAGCACACAUCACAGCCUUUCUGGAGAGCUGUUCCAUCAAAGUAGGAAAGGCCAAGAAAUUCUGCUGAAGGUCAAGCAGUUCAUGAAGCAGCACAUAUAUCCAGCUGAGAAAGAAAUAAUAAAAUACUAUGCUGGACAUGGAAAUACUGAGGAAAAAUGGAAGAAACCUCCACUGCUUGAGAGAUUGAAGGAAAUGGCCAAAGCAGAAGGUCUGUGGAACCUUUUCCUCCCAGAUGUCAGUGGUCUCAGCCAGCUUGACUAUGCACUAAUAGCUGAGGAGACGGGGAAAUGCUUCUUUGCUCCUGAGGUUUUCAAUUGUCAUGCACCAGACACUGGAAACAUGGAGGUCCUGCACAUGUAUGGGACUGAAGAGCAAAAGAAACAGUGGUUGGAGCCUCUCCUAGAAGGGAAGAUUAGUUCUUGCUUCUGCAUGACAGAACCUGAUGUGGCUUCAAGUGAUGCCACCAAUAUGCAAUGCAGCAUUGAACGAGCUGGAAACAGUUAUGUGAUUAAUGGCAAGAAGUGGUGGAGCAGUGGUUCAGAAAUUAAUCUGAAAGUUGACUUGCAGAGCAACAGCGGCUGA